Cylindrotheca closterium is the source of this 1497-nucleotide messenger RNA. The record is from the annotation of a GenBank genome assembly. NCBI's taxonomy places the organism in Eukaryota, Bacillariophyta, Bacillariophyceae, Bacillariales, Bacillariaceae.
AUGUCAUCGCAACACCAACAACAACGAUCCGGGGAAACUGGUGAACAAGUAGAUCCCAUGGAGAUUGACAGUGAUUUAAACGACCACAAUAAUAGACAUCCUCAAGACAUUAUUGAAUUGGACGAUGAUUCCGAUGAUUCCGAUUAUUCUGACAAUGAUGACCGCAAAAUUCCCAGUCGUGUCCGUGAUCACAAUCAUGUAGCUUCCAACUCUCCUGGCAAUAUCUCUCAACGCCGCAGAAGACGACGGAUUGGUUCCCAAACAGCACGAGGACCAGCUGUCAUUGACCUGGUGGAUUCUCCUCCUCCAGUGGCAAAUGUAGCUUCGGCACCAACUACUGCUACGACUGACGACAACGGAUGGGCCUGUCCUCAAUGUACACUGCUCAAUCCUACAACUCGCAAUAUUUGCGAUGCCUGUCAAUACCGCAAUCCACACAUUGCCCGACCACCCGACGCUUCCUUUCGAGAUCAACUCAUUUCGGACGAUCCUCCUGGUUUUAGUUAUUCUCAAACGCACUACGGAAGUCCUUUUGCAGCAGCAGGAACAGCAGCCACAUCAAAUCGCAAUAAUGCCCAUGCCAACAAUGCCUCACAAGGAGGCGCUGCGAUGUUUGGCGGAGCUCUCUUGGGUGGCAUGAUGGGAGCUGCCGGAUCCUUUAUGAAUGGACGACCCGUCCUGUCUUCAGCGGCCGAAGGUGCCAUGACGGGUGCGGUCAGUGGAGCCUUUUUACACGAAGUCUUGCAUUCACCUUCCUCACCAGCGUACCAACGGCAACGACGACGACGACAACAACAACAAGUUUCAGCCCAAGAGGAAAUGGCGGCGGCGCGGUCGUCGGCUGCAAUGGGACUCGCCGGAUAUCCUUCCAUGAAUACAGCGGCGGAUUUCACCAAUUCGUAUGACGAUGAUAAUAACAACAACAACACUAUUGAUGAUAUUGCGCCCCGUCCAACUCGUCGGCGUGCCAGACCAAGAGCGAGCUAUCGAGUCUUUGAAGAACGGGAUCCAUUGACAGGUGCCAGUACCACUGUGGUCCAAGCUGGGGCUUCCACGACGAGGAUUCUACGACCCACUACCCGUUCUUCAACGACACGAAGAAGUGGUGACGGCAUGACUGAUCCUCUCUUGAGCAUGCUGGUGCAUUCCUACCUCCAAGAGGGACGUCGUGGCGGCGGCGCUGGUGGUGCAGGGAUGCCCAAUCCGGAUAACAUGAAUUACGACGAACUUUUGCAAGCCUUUGGAAAUGGCAAUGACAACAUGGGAGCUUCCGAUGGUGACAUUCGAGCAUUGCCUUGCAAAAAAAUUGAGGACCCAGAAAAGGAACUCCCGGAAGUUUCGAGAGAGUGUUUGAUUUGCUUGGAGGAUUUCCAAAAGGACGAGACACGCAUGACUUUGCCAUGUUUGCAUGGGUUUCACAAGGAGUGUGCACAAAAGUGGUUGCGAACCAAUGGAUCUUGUCCCAUUUGCAAGCACAAGAUAUCAACAACUAGCUAG